AUGAGCUCUUUCGAUCUCAAAGUGUGGAUCAGCUGCGAGGUCAAGCCACUUCAGCAACAUCCUGGAGGAGAGACUACAAGGGGCAGAUGUUACAGACUGACUGCAUUGUGCUUGCUGCUGCUGUGUGUUCUCCUGCUGACUGCCAUCAUAGUGCUGUGGAUCAAAUUCAACAACCAUAGUAAAGAAAAAGUCAAGUUGGAGACCAGAUACAACACCCUGACUGAAGAGAGCGAGAAGUUACAAACCAGAUACAACACCCUGACUGAAGAGAGAGAGACGUUACAGACCAGAUACAACACCCUGACUGAAGAGAAAGACCAGUUACAGACCAGAUGCAACACCCUGACUGAAGAGAGAGAGACGUUACAGACCAGAUACAACACACAGACUAAAGAGAAAGACCAGUUACAGACCAGAUACAACAGCCUGACUGAAGAGAGAGAGAGGUUACAGACCAGAUACAACACACUGACUAAAGAGAAAGACCAGUUACAGACCAGAUACAACACACAGACUAAAGAGAAAGACCAGUUACAGACCAGAUACAACACCCUGACUGAAGAGAGAGAGAAGUUACAUAGCAUUUGUAAACUGGGAUGGGCGUGUUUCAGCUCCAGUGUUUACUACAUCUCUCAUGAUGAGAUGAACUGGGCUGAUAGCAGAGAGUACUGUAAAAGGAAAGGAGCAGACUUGAUGAUCAUAAACAACAAAGAGGAACAGGAGUUUAUCAAGACAUAUCUGGGCAACAGACAUGCUUGGAUUGGUCUAAGUGACACAGAUGCAGAGGGCAGAUGGAAAUGGGUGGAUACUACACGUCUGACCACUGCGUACUGGCAAAGUGGGGAACCGAAUAAUUUAGGUGAUGAAGACUGUGUAGAGAUUUUUGGUAAUCAACUAAAAAAAGGCUGGAAUGAUCGUCAAUGCUCAGUGAAAAUGUUAUGGAUCUGUGAGAGAUUGUCAGGUAUUAAUUAGAGUAAGUGGAACAUUUAAAAUGAUAUUUACAAAUCAAGCAGAAUUCUUGACAUUGUUUAUUUUACUUUUUAUUCUAUGCAAUGCUUAAAGAUACUUAAACAAUUCUUAAAGAUGCUUUUAUUGCAUGUGUAACGGCAUCCACCACACCUUCCCCUCCUUGCCACCAGGGGGAGCCUGAGUACACUUCAGGGACACUCGGUUAAUGGACUUAAUUUCCACACCCUCGUCACAUAUGCUUCAUGAAGUACUGUCAGUUUACCUGCAUACCAGUCUUUUUUCCAUUGUUCUGAUUUGGUUUCUUUGUUUCUUAGUUUCUGUUAUUUCAAUUUUGCACUGUUUGAUUCUGUCUUUCUCAUUUGUUUGCCAUCCUGGUUUUCGAACUCUGCCUGUUUGUCAUUCUCCUUUUGUUUUGGAUUGUAUGCUCAUGUUUUUUAAUAAAACUAUGCAUGCAUUAGCUUCUGCCUUAUAAAAUAAUAUUU
Tachysurus vachellii is the source of this 1451-nucleotide messenger RNA. RefSeq names its product CD209 antigen-like protein C. The record is from RefSeq and is a predicted model, not a curated record. Lineage: Eukaryota; Metazoa; Chordata; Actinopteri; Siluriformes; Bagridae. Bases 1 to 972 code for a protein of 323 amino acids. The transcript has 5 exons.